CAGAAUUCAUUUUCUCGCGACUUCCUGCAUCUCUCCAUCUCCUAGACUCUCCCAGCAGAGCAAGGACUUCCCUCUCCACUCCAUUCUUUUCCAUUCAGAGUCGUCUUUCAUCAGACAAUCAAAAUGGCGAACAAGGAGGAUAUUAAGAUCCUGGGCAUGCCGUCCUUCGUGGUCGACUUCUUGAUGGGUGGUGUCUCCGCCGCCGUCUCGAAGACUGCCGCUGCCCCCAUUGAGCGUAUCAAGCUGCUCGUCCAAAACCAGGAUGAGAUGAUCAAGGCUGGCCGUCUUGACCGCCGCUACAAUGGCAUUGUCGACUGCUUCCGCCGUACCACCGCCGAUGAGGGUGUCAUGGCCCUGUGGCGUGGUAACACGGCCAACGUCAUCCGUUACUUCCCUACCCAGGCCUUGAACUUCGCCUUCCGUGACAAGUUCAAGAAGAUGUUCGGCUACAAGAAGGACAGGGAUGGCUACUGGAAGUGGAUGGCUGGUAACCUGGCCUCCGGUGGUGCCGCUGGUGCUACCUCGCUCCUCUUCGUCUACUCGCUCGACUACGCCCGUACCCGUCUUGCCAACGACGCCAAGUCGGCCAAGAAGGGUGGUGAGCGCCAGUUCAACGGCCUGAUUGACGUCUACCGCAAGACCCUUGCGUCGGACGGUAUCGCCGGUUUGUACCGUGGCUUCGGUCCUUCCGUCGCCGGUAUCGUCGUCUACCGCGGUCUGUACUUCGGCAUGUACGACUCGAUCAAGCCCGUCGUCCUCACCGGCGCGCUCCAGAACAACUUCCUCGCUUCCUUCAUGCUCGGCUGGUGCGUCACUACCGGUGCCGGUAUCGCCUCGUACCCUCUUGACACGGUCCGUCGCCGCAUGAUGAUGACCUCUGGUGAGGCUGUCAAGUACAAGAGCUCGUUCGAUGCCUUCCAGCAGAUCGUUGCCAAGGAGGGUGUCAAGUCUCUUUUCAAGGGUGCUGGUGCCAACAUCCUCCGUGGUGUUGCUGGCGCUGGUGUGCUCUCGAUCUACGACCAGCUCCAGGUCCUUAUGUUCGGCAAGGCCUUCAAGGGCGGCUCUGGCUAAAUUUCGCCAAUCACUGUACAACAUCAUGGGAUGAUGGAGGCGGUUGGUGACGAAUCACGGUUCGAGCAGUUGGCUGAACCAAGGGGACGUGGUGGGUCGGUGGCGUUGAGCUGGGAGACGGGGAUCCUUCGUGGGAGGCAGCAGAUGCUUCUGGACGUUGGGUAUCGCGGGGUACAAAAACUGGGCAUAUCUGGCGUUACUGGGACGCGGAUGGGCCGUUCACCCGUUGUAAUUUAUACUCUUGAGCCAUUCCCGGUGUAUUCCUUGCUACCAUUUCGCGUUGGGGUUGCCGUUUCUUCGCAUGGGUGUUUCCUUUGUUGCAUGCGAUUCAUAGAUCCCAAUAGUUUCUGGCCAUUUCAACCGUGUUUCC
Parathielavia appendiculata is the source of this 1441-nucleotide messenger RNA. Its product is annotated as mitochondrial carrier. Gene Ontology annotation, molecular function: ATP:ADP antiporter activity. Gene Ontology annotation, biological process: mitochondrial ATP transmembrane transport; mitochondrial ADP transmembrane transport. The record is from RefSeq and is a predicted model, not a curated record. Gene Ontology annotation, cellular component: mitochondrial inner membrane. The transcript is spliced from 5 exons. The coding region runs from base 124 to 1071 and encodes 315 amino acids. Lineage: Eukaryota; Fungi; Ascomycota; Sordariomycetes; Sordariales; Chaetomiaceae.